AUGUCAGAUGGAACUAAGUUGUUGGAAGAGCUUCGAGUUAUAGAUUUGCGAGCAGAAUUGGAAAAGCGUAACCUAGAUAAGAGCGGCAUACGAAGCGUGCUUAUAAAUCGGUUAUUCAAGCAUUUGGAAGAAGAGGGACACGAUCCUGGAACAUAUAAAUUCGACGUAGGUGUAAAGACGCCAGUAAAAAAAACUAGAAGAUCCGAAAGCACUGUGGUUGAAGAAAGUGAGGAGCCAGUUAUAGAUGAUAUGAUCGUUCAGGACACUACCGGUGACGACAACGUGAAGGAAAAAACUGAGCAAACGCAGAGCAAUAAAUCUGAAGAAAGUAUGGAUGUGGAUGAGAGUAAAAUGAGUCGUAAACGAGAGAGCAAAGAUAAUUCAGAAGCUCCUGAAGCUAAGAAACAAUGUCUUGAUACUGAUGACAAACUAGAGGAUGACCAGAAAGGCGAGAACAACACAGAUGCUGAAGAUAGCAUAAAUUUAGAUCUUGGAGAAGAUGAAUUGCUCAAUGAAGAGACUGAUAAUACAACUAAAAGUAAAAAAGAUGAGGCAGCACUGGAGGAGGCGGCGCCACCAGACACCGAGUCUACGCCUCACGAAGAUGCUGCGACAGACACUGCUGCAUCAACUGAAAACCAGCAAGUAACCACCGAUGCCGCUGCCACUAGCACUAAUAAUGGUGAUAUUGAUGAGAAAGAUAGUAAAGAUGAUAAAGACAAAGAUGGUGAAAAUGAAAAGAAAGAUAAAAAAGAUGACUCAAAAGAAGGCGGCGCAAGGAAUUUGUGGGUUAGUGGACUAUCUGGGGACACGCGCGCUAAGGACUUGAAGCAACUUUGCAGCAAGCAUGGAAAGGUAAUUGGAGCUAAAGUUGUGACCAACGCACGCACCCCGGGAUCUCGUUGCUAUGGUUACGUUACAAUGGCUAGUCCUCAAGACGCUGAGAACUGUAUUAAAAAUUUACACAGGACAGAACUACACGGUCGCAUGAUAUCGGUGGAGAAAGCUAAAUCCGAGUCUGAUUCUGCAUCACGACGGCAAGCGUCUGGCUCACGCUCUGAAAGACGACUGAGUAAGGAACGCAAAGAGGAGCCAAAAGAGAAUGAGGAGUCCAAAGAGGGCGACAAAGAGAAGGAAAAUAAGCAAAAAAGGGAAGGAGAGUUGUCUGGUGACGAGAGCAAUCGGUCCACAUCACGUACACGGGAGAAAUCGCAACGUUCUGAAAAGGAAAGACCUAAACGGAGUACGAGAAGUCGAGAACGUAGGAGAUCGCCUAAAGAAAUCCUAUCAUUUUCCAAGAUUUGGAAGGAGCGUGACGAUGCACGCGCCCGAGAACGGUCGCGGGCUGCGCGCGAAGAAGAAAGGAGACGGCGCGCGGCUGAAGACGCCUUGCGCGAGAGAGAGAGAAGGCAACGCGAGGAAAAGAGACGGCUCGCAAUCGAGCGGGAGAAACUACGCGCUGAGAGGGAGAAAAUUGAACGAGAAAAGAAUGAGCUGCUGCGUUUAGAACGAGAAAGACAUAGGUUAGAGCGAGAGAAACUCGAACUAGAGAGACUUGAACUGAAGAGGGAGCAACUAAGAUUAGAAGAAGAGCGUCGAAAGCGAGGCUAUGAGAGCAGCAGUUAUCGUAAAGCGGGAUCACCACCGGAGCCGGCUUACGAAAGCAGACAUAAACGCCCACCACCGCCGACUUUUAAGGAUGUAAUUCCAUCACGCAGUAGCCAGUUUGAGGCUCCGCCCCCUCCUCGCUUCGACAUGUCGUCCAAUUACGAGCGGAGUGACAAGCGCGACAGAGAUCGUGAUUAUAAACGGGAUUAUCCUAGACAUGUAUCAUCUAGUAGCAUGAAAUAUCCAAGCAAUGGAACAUCAAAUGAUGAUUCGAGGCAACAGAUGCCACCAGGAUCAAGGCCAAAGGAGCCUAGCCGUACGUACGAAUCGCGUGAAAGCCGACAGUAUAGGCCGUCGCCACCCGCGAAGCCCGAAGCACGCAACUGGAAUACCACAACGCGGUAUCCUGAUGGAACUGCACCCUCCAAAGCUAGUGCGAGCAGCGACGCCACAUGGACAAGCAGCGAGACGCGAUACCCAACGUAUGAUACCCGGUACCCGGCCGCCUACCAACCCCCUCCGCCCGGAGCCACAUACCCCGACCGGUACGCACCCAGUGCCAGGGAGUACGCACGCAAGUACUAG
Messenger RNA from Leptosia nina, 2193 nucleotides. Lineage: Eukaryota; Metazoa; Arthropoda; Insecta; Lepidoptera; Pieridae. The record is from the annotation of a GenBank genome assembly.